GGGACACUUUCUGCCUCUCUUCCCUAGCGAUCAAUCAACAUAAAUUUUCCCCCAUCCCCGGGUUAUUCUGUGCUCUCUUGACUUGUUGUGUUGAACCUCUUUGAUUUGUGCCCUAAAGGAGUUGGGAUCGAGGACUUAAAUUUAAGAAGUUUAUUAUCCUCUCUGUUCCUCUCCUCUAUGAAUAUUAGAAAUCUGGGAGGUGCAGCGUGCAUGUGCAACUCUACAUCUAUCUUCUAAGCAUUCCUAGCGAAAGAAAUGGCAACGUCUUACAAAAAAAUCUAUCAAUGUAAUUUUUUUUGUAAGUAGGAAAUAUGUAUUAUUGGCGAUUACAGAUUGUGGGGUGCUGUUGCUCACAAUUGGCCUGUUUGCAUAGUCUGGUAGUAUGAACCGUGAGUUCUGUGCACUUCUGCUAAUCAGUGCACUGAGUGCAGUCAGUCCUUGGAGCUUGUUAGGAAUCUAUUCUGUGAGGUGCUGAAAUCCUGAAUAAGAUUUACGCUUAAAUUUCUUUAUAGUAGAUGAGAGGAGGUACAUGAAUCAGUAGUGAUUUGAAAGUGGCAGCUUUUGCAAUGAGAGGAGAAGAACGUGUAGCGCAAGCUGCAGCAAGGGUAUCGAGAGCUUUGGACUGAACUUGUGAAGUCUUUCACUGUGUUUGGACACUGCCUGUUUAGGUGCAGUAUGGUGACUCCAAAGCUGCAUCCUAUCAACUCAAAGUUCUCAGAGGAUGUUUUAAUUUUGGGGGUGGAACCUGCUGUGUAUUUUUUUUGUGGUGGUGUUUUGCGUUGAGGGGGAAGAAAAUACAGAUUAGAACUGUGAGAAAGGGGGCAUGCACAGCUGUAGCUAUGACAUCCCUGUAGUCAUCUGUAAGUUAAAAAACUGUUUGAGGACAGAAAGUAACUCUUCCUAGAAUAAUUUUUCCUUUCUCUGCCCAUCUUAACAUAGCUUAAAAUGAUACUGCUGGAUGUAUGGAGGUAGACAGCAUAAGGGCAGUAACAUGGCAGUAGUCUGUAGUGAGGAGAAAGAGACGUGAAUGUGUGCAGAAUACUUGUUGCUGGAUACAGUGUGUACUGAGGAGAGGAAUCGUGGACAGCUUAGGAGUGAGGAAAGGAGGAAAUUUGCGGGAAGCAUAUGAAAUGGAGAGGAUUGGAAAGGGGAAAAACUGGAGAGCUCUUGUGGGAGUAAAUGAAAAACGAGGUCUCUGAUGUGCUCUUAGAAAAGCAUAGUACGUGUGAUUUCCCCUCCACCCUUUCCCCAAAUGACAUAAGCCAGAAGCUUCUUGACUUGACUCUUGAAGUGAAUAACAAACUGUGUGAUUGUUGAUUAAAAAUAGGAUGAUUCUGUUAUAAAUGCCUGAAGUUGCACUGGGAUUUGAAGAGCUGACAAGUAUUUGGGGGAGUAACCUACUGAUUUGGAGAAGAGGAAUAAUAAUUCUCAAGCUAUUGCUGCAUAGGAUAUUAAACUGUUAUCUUUUCCAGGUCUCUCUCUCUUUCUUUUUUUUUUUCUUUUUCGGAGACAGAAGAAAAGAAGUCAAAAUGGGGCGGAGAUCUACAUCAUCCACCAAGAGUGGGAAGUUCAUGAAUCCCACAGAUCAGGCCCGCAAGGAAGCUCGGAAAAGGGAACUAAAGAAGAACAAAAAGCAGCGGAUGAUGGUACGAGCAGCUGUACUAAAGAUGAAAGAUCCAAAGCAGAUUAUCCGGGACAUGGAAAAAUUGGAUGAGAUGGAAUUUAACCCAGUGCAGCAGCCACAACUUAAUGAAAAAGUGUUAAAGGAUAAACGCAAAAAACUACGUGAGACUUUCGAGCGUAUCUUGCGGCUCUAUGAAAAGGAGAAUCCUGACAUCUAUAAAGAGCUGCGCAAGUUGGAAGUGGAGUAUGAGCAGAAGAGAUCACAACUCAGCCAGUAUUUUGAUGCUGUCAAGAAUGCUCAGCACGUUGAAGUGGAAAGUAUCCCCUUACCAGACAUGCCUCAUGCACCCUCCAACAUCCUCAUACAGGACAUUCCCCUUCCUGGGGCCCAACCACCUUCUAUCCUCAAGAAGACAUCAGCCUAUGGACCACCAAUUCGGGCCAUUUCUGUACUUCCACCUCCUGGGCUUGGUGUUCCACGUUUACCUCCAGGGAGGAAGCCCCCUGGACCUCCUCCAGGGCCACCCCCACCUCAGGUCCUACAGAUGUAUGGGCGUAAGGUGGGUUUCACCUUGGAGAUGGCUCCUCGAAGGCGAGAAGAGGAGAUUUCUUACAGUUCUGAAGCAGGACAGCGAGGGCAUGAUGAUGAUAUCUCCAGUACCAGCGAAGAUGAAGGCUAUCCUGAGGAUAUGGAUCAAGACAAGCACGAUGAGAGCAGUGAUGACAGUGAUAGCGAUAGGUCAGAUGCAGACAGUGAAGCCGAGGAUUUUCUGCAUCGUGAUAAUGACAAGGAGCGGGAAGGUGGCGAAGAGAAGAAAACAGGUCAUAGUGUGCGAUUUGCAGACAUGCCUGGGAAGUCACGGAAGAAGAAGAAGAACAUGAAAGAACUGACUCCACUCCAGGCCAUGAUGUUGCGAAUGGCAGGUCAGGAAAUCCCAGAGGAAGGGAGAGAAGUGGAGGAAUAUUCAGAAGAAGAGGAGGAGGAGGAAGAGGACUCAGAAUCUGAGGAGACGUCACAACAACAACAACACAGUGAGGAAACUCUUGCAGAGACUGGAUCAUCUACCGCAACCUCCCAGGCCCAACAGCAGCAACCUCCUCCACAGCCUGUUCCUCCAACUCAGAUACAGGCACCUCCUAUGCCUGGGCCACCUCCUCUAGGACCACCUCCGGCCCCUCCACUGAGGCCCCCAGGCCCACCCACCGGCCUUCCUCCUGGCCCUCCACCAGGAGCUCCUCCGUUCCUGAGACCUCCUGGGUUACCAGGGCUGCGUGGGCCUUUACCUCGACUUCUACCGCCAGGCCCUCCGCCUGGGCGACCACCUGGCCCUCCCCCUGGUCCUCCACCAGGUCUGCCCCCAGGCCCUCCUCCACGUGGGCCCCCUCCUCGUUUGCCACCUCCUGCCCCACCAGGUAUCCCUCCUCCUCGCCCGGGCAUGUUACGGCCACCUUUGGUGCCUCCGUUAGGACCUGCCCCACCUGGGCUUUUCCCACCAGCUCCCAUUCCAAAUCCUGGGGUGCUGAGUGCCCCACCGAGCUUGAUUCAGCGUCCCAAGGCGGAUGACACCAGUGCGGCCACCAUCGAGAAGAAAGCUACAGCCACUAUCAGUGCCAAGCCGCAGAUCACUAACCCCAAGGCAGAGAUCACUCGCUUUGUGCCCACUGCCUUGCGAGUGCGCCGGGAGAAUAAAGGGGCUUCAGCUGCCUCCCAGAGAAAAACAGAUGAUGAGCCUGCUCUCCCAUUAACCAAAGCAGCCCCUAAGGCUGGAUCGUCUGCCCCUAUCUCUGUACAGACAAAGGAUGAUGUGUAUGAAGCCUUCAUGAAGGAAAUGGAAGGUCUCCUGUGACCUGUCAUAGUCCUAGUCAGCUUUCCUGCCCUCUGAACACAGAUCAGACUCCCACAGAGGGAAGAGAAGAAAAGGCCCUCCUGCAAGCAGUGAGAGGGCUCACAUGACGAAAUAGUUCCCUACCCACAGGUUAACUUGCCAGUAUGCUCUGAGCAGAGACUGCUGCAGAUGGGGCGUGACAGGGGACCUCCUUUCAGAGCUAGCAUGUCCACUUAGUGGAAGGAAAUUACAGUCAAGAAGGUGAUGCAGCUUUCCUCGAGUCCUCCCCCUUCCUUGGUGGGAGGUUAUGGUACUCUGAGGGGAUAUGAUAGUGCUCUGCUUGGGAAGCCUUUCAUUUCAUGAAUGCUCUGGUGAGGGUAGUGGAGCAAACUUUUAAGGAGCCAGAAGAAUGCUAGCAGGAUUUCAUACACAUACAUGGUUCUCAAGUUUUUAUUUUCUGUACUGUUUUUUUCUGUAAAUAUUUUAUAAUCCUGGUCUCUUUUUUAGUUGCAGUGAGAUUGAUCAAUCAUUUUUUCUUCCAGGGUAGUCAGGGAGGUAAUUUGUUGCGUAUACUGUACACUGGAAUUUUGCAACCCUGUCCCCUCUACAGUCAUCUUGAUGGCUUUUAACUGACAGGGGAAAUUUCAUUUUGUCUUGUGCAAGACAAUAAAUGUUCAGUGUAUCAAAAUACCAGUUUCCUUGUGAUCUGUGUAAAUCUAGCAUAUGAAUGGAAAGGGAGGAAACUCUUCAUAGCCUUUGGGGAAGAUAAUAGGUGUUCUGAGCCUCACAAAAGCAGAGCAAUAGCUAUGUUGUAAAUAAUUUAUAUAUCUAUAUAUAUAUUCUCCUUUCACUGAAGUCUCAUAUAUUCUUGUUUCAACAGUUCCUAUAUGUCUCUUUCAGCCUUUGCUGACGGACAGUAGAAAUUUAAGUCCUGAAGUACUCUUAAUAAUUCCCACCCCCCCCUUUUUUUCUUUUCAUAUACUCUUAUAGAAAGGUUUACUUUAUAUCAAGUCUUAGAUAUUCACUGGAUGCAUCUUGGACUUAGCUUAUCUUACAUAAAAAUAGGUAAACAGUUUUAAGAUCUUGACAAAUAAUUUUACAAGCUUUACACUUUUUUUUGUUUUUAAAUCAGUAGAUGCAAAUUCUGUGAGGUUAGUGUUCUUAAACUGCAUUUUUUUCUUUUUUUAAGGACUUUCAUUUUCUAGCCUAAAAAAGCAUUCUUUCUCUCUUGACUGAAAAACACCUUUAACUUCAUUCAUUAUGCUGUCAGUCAAAUAUAUUCCAAUAACCCUUACCAUCUGCAAGAAGCAAAUUUAUUCUUAUUUAAAACAGACUGAGAAAAACCUCUUGGGAUCAUGUAGACAAAUCCACUUGAAGACUUGGGGGAUUGUGUUGACAAUAAGUCUUCCCCAAAUGAAUUGCUUCUUCAGAGAGAAUUGUAUUAUCAAAACAUAUAAGUUUUGUCUGAAAUACUGUACUUAAGCACCAAAUUAAUACUGGUAGUUGCAUAUUUAUAUAGGAGUCUUUAUCCUGCAGGGUUUUGUAAUUAAAAAAAAAAAGUGUAAGUCUGAACACAUCUAUUAAAUUAUACUUGUAAUGUAAGACUGAAAAAAACCUUAGUUGUUUUUGUUAAAGUGCUUGUAGUGAGUCUUAGUGGCUUAAAAGUGAGCCCUCUGACCAUGUAUCAAUUUCUAGAUGAAUAUAUCCAGACUAUGUAGUGACUUUUUUGUUUUAAUUAAGAAAAUUUCUGCUAGUCUUGGGCUGCCAGACUACUGGAUAGCCAACUAUAGGCAUCAUUUGAGAUAUAAGCAUCAGCCUUAGCUGAAUGUUCAGUGCUUUCAGAUUAAGUCCCUUUUAAGGUGACAACCACAAUUAUUAGUUACCCAAACUUAGUUACACUUGAAAACUUUCAGUUCUGUUUUAUGCAAUUCUGGAUACAAACAAAUAAGUUUGUACAAUGGUUCUCUUCAUGGUUUAGGAUCCAAUUGCAGUUGUGGAGUAUUGUUUUAAUUUUUUUUUAAAGUUACAUUUAGGGAUAUCCUUUCUGGUUUA
Molecule: messenger RNA, 5501 nt
Organism: Struthio camelus australis
Lineage: Eukaryota; Metazoa; Chordata; Aves; Struthioniformes; Struthionidae
Source: RefSeq, a predicted model, not a curated record